Molecule: messenger RNA, 1557 nt
Organism: Gadus chalcogrammus (walleye pollock)
Lineage: Eukaryota; Metazoa; Chordata; Actinopteri; Gadiformes; Gadidae
Gene: gabrg1
Product: gamma-aminobutyric acid type A receptor subunit gamma1
Exons: 9
Coding region: 78-1439 (453 amino acids)
Biological process (GO): signal transduction; regulation of postsynaptic membrane potential; gamma-aminobutyric acid signaling pathway
Cellular component (GO): synapse; neuron projection; dendrite membrane
Molecular function (GO): benzodiazepine receptor activity; GABA-A receptor activity; GABA-gated chloride ion channel activity
Source: RefSeq, a predicted model, not a curated record
UGUUGCGUGGGGCUGUGAAACCGGUACUCGGCGUGAUUGUGGCCAAGGCUCUGCAGCAAUCUGUCAAAGGCAGAGCAAUGGCUCCCUGGCUUGUGUUGGCUCUUGUAGGACUCUGCAGUGCUUUUGGACCCAGCAAACAAGAUGAGGAGGACUACGAGGACGUCCCCAUCAAUAAGACCUGGGUGCUCUCGCCCAAGGUCUACGAGAGCGACGUCACCUUGAUAUUAAAUAAACUCCUCCUAGGCUACGACAACAAACUACGACCAGAUAUUGGAGUGCGACCAACAGUCAUCGAGACGGCGGUGUACGUCAACAGCAUCGGACCGGUCGACCCCAUCAACAUGGAAUACACCAUCGACAUCUUCUUCGCCCAGACGUGGUACGACAGCCGCCUCAAGUUCAACAGCUCCAUGAAGCUGCUGAUGCUCAACAGUAACAUGGUGGGCAAGAUCUGGAUCCCUGACACCUUCUUCCGGAACUCCAGGAAAUCCGACGCCCACUGGAUCACCACUCCGAACCGUCUCCUGAGGCUAUGGAGCAAUGGCAGAGUGAUGUACACGUUGAGGUUGACUAUUAAUGCGGAGUGCUACCUUAAGCUGCAUAACUUUCCAAUGGAUGAGCACUCCUGCCCACUGGAGUUUUCGAGCUAUGGCUACCCAAAGAACGAGAUUAUGUACCGCUGGCAGAGGAGCUCGGUGGAGGUUGCUGACCAGCGCUACUGGAGACUCUACCAGUUUGCCUUCGUAGGGCUGAGGAACACGACUGAGGUGGCACACACUCAGUCAGGGGAAUACGUCAUCAUGACCAUCUUCUUCGACCUGAGUCGGAGGAUGGGAUACUUCACUAUCCAGACGUACAUACCAUGCAGUAUGAUUGUUGUCUUGUCUUGGGUGUCCUUCUGGAUUAACAAAGAUGCAGUACCAGCCCGCACAUCUCUGGGUAUUACCACGGUGCUGACCAUGACGACCCUCAGCACUAUCUCCAGGAAGUCCCUGCCCAAGGUGUCGUAUGUGACGGCCAUGGACCUGUUCGUCUCUGUCUGCUUCAUCUUCACCUUCGCGGCCCUCAUGGAGUACGGCACGCUGCACUACUUCACCAGCAACCGCACCAAGAAGACCAAGGUCAGCAACGCACAGGUACUGAAGACAAAGCACCACAAGUCCACCAGCCUGCUGAACAUCCGGCCAGGGACGUCUCUGCUGCACAUGAACCACAUCCUGCCGUACCACGAGGAGGACGACGACUACAUGUACGAGUGUCUGGACGGUAAAGAUUGCGCCAGCUUUUUCUGCUGCUUUGACGACUGCCGUUCCGGGGCCUGGCGGGAAAACAGAAUGCAUGUGCGGGUUUCCAAGAUCGACUCGUAUUCAAGAGUAUUUUUCCCCACAGCCUUUGGUCUUUUCAACCUGGUGUACUGGGUAGGAUAUCUGUAUCUGUAAAAUAAAAGAACGCAACAAAUAGGAUAAUUGCCAUGGACACCCUUAUAUAAAGUCAUAAUUUCUUUACUCUCUGCUGACGUGCUUCUUCAAAAGAUUUAAGAACAGGAAGAGAGAUGAA